AUGGCGGCGGCGAGCCAGAGCGAUGCGCCUCACCGGGAGCCCGGGCAACGCCGUCCCAUGUGCGGCGUCUGCACGAAGCCCCUCCGCCUCUGCCUCUGCGGCCGCCUCCGCUCCCCGCCGGUGGACAACGCCGUCGGAGUCACCGUUCUGCAGCACGCGAUGGAGGCCCACCACCCGCUCAACUCCACGCGCGUGGCGCGCCUCGGCCUCCGCAACCUCGCCGUCGUUCAGGUCACCGACGUCAACCACCGCGCCAGCUUCAUCCUCACCACGCUUAAGGCCGGCGGCGGCGCGGCGGCGGCGUCGGGUCUUGCAGGCGGUCCUGUGGCGGCUCAUUUUGGAAACCAUGAUCGGUCUGACGGGGCGGAGGAGAUCGACUUGCAGAAUGGCGGUGACCUUGCGUUUCGUCGUGAUGGGAUUUGCGCCAAAUCAGAUCGAAAAGAUAGUGCGAGCUGUGAUUUUGACGGGUCCGGAUUGAAUGCCUAUGGUUAUCUGGGCGCUGAAGACAUCAGUUUUGGUGAUUCUUUGGAAAGGUUGGAUCUUGGGGACCUCAAUGGUGGGAUCUUCUGCGAUCUUGCUGGAGAGGUUGGUUCUCUUAGUUGCUGCCACAACGAUGGCGGGUGUGUCAGAUUCAUCAAGAAGACGAAGAGUGAUGGACAUCCUGCAGGUCUUGAAAGUCCUACCUCUGCAGCAAACCAGAUAGAGAACUCUGUUGGUGACUCAACUAUAGGUGAAAGCAGCCAUAGAAGCGAGGUGGGGUUGACGUAUAAGGUAAAUGGUAAUGGUAAUUUGUCUCAUUCUGUAGUAGCAACUGACUCUGACUCUGACUCUGACUCAGGAGAAGUUAAUGGGAUGGUUAAUGACUGCAACGGUAUGGGAAAAGAAAUAGAUGAAGUUAGUGCUGCUAUUGGACAGGAUUGGACCAGGAAAAACAUGGAUAAGUGCACUAUUGCGUACACAGAGAAGGAACUAAGGAUUGAUGUUGAACGUGGAGUGAAACCCAAAAUCAGAUGGUUAUCAAGAGGACCACUUGGUGAAGUAGCUGUCUCAAAUGGCUUUCUUGUCACAAAGAUACAGAUGAAGAAGUGUAAACUCACUGGAGAAGUAACAGUGUUUGAGGAAUUCUCAAUCACCAUACCACCAAAAUCUGCUUUGCUAUUUCCAUGCCAGCGGGCAAUCAGCAUCGAUGCUUCAGGUUGUCAGGUACAUCAUUUGAUUGUGUUGGAUGGCACUUGGGCAAAGGCACAAAGGAUGUACCAUGAGAAUCCAUGGUUGCAACUUCUGCCACACGUGAAGCUGGAGUCAGAUAGGGUUAGCUUGUAUAGUGAGGUGAGGCAUGAGCCAAGGGCUGGGUGCUUGUCUACCAUUGAGAGUAUAGUUGUUGCCAUGAGGAAACUGGGAGAGGAUUCAAAGGGAUUGGAUGAUCUCUUGGAUGUUUUUGAGUCGAUGAUUGCUGAUCAGCGACGAUGCAAGGAUGAGAAUGUCAAGCAAAAGCUGAAGUCCUAA
This is a messenger RNA of Miscanthus lutarioriparius, 1506 nucleotides long. The record is from the annotation of a GenBank genome assembly. NCBI's taxonomy places the organism in Eukaryota, Viridiplantae, Streptophyta, Magnoliopsida, Poales, Poaceae.